Mycetomoellerius zeteki is the source of this 1311-nucleotide messenger RNA. RefSeq names its product centrosomal protein of 290 kDa-like. The record is from RefSeq and is a predicted model, not a curated record. Lineage: Eukaryota; Metazoa; Arthropoda; Insecta; Hymenoptera; Formicidae.
UAUUUCAAGCCUGUUGAUUGGCUGCAAGUCCAUCUGUCCAUAUUUACGCAACCCCUAAUAGCCCUAAUUUUGCAUCUAUUUCAAUCCUGUAAAAGAGUUUUUGACAGUUUUUGAUUCUGUUCAGUUAAUUCGGAGAUUUCAAUCGAUCUAUAAUGUGUCAAUAAUUUCGUCACUCGACAGUACCCCUUAAGUAUAAAUGUCUAUACAUUGUCUAUUGCAGAAACUAUGCCAGUAUGUUGUAUAAAACAUUGCCCUAGUCGUACGUCACAAUACAAGACAAAAAAUGUGAAAUUAAAAAAAAAAGCCACUAUUCGUCAGCAAUGGCUCGAAGCCAGUCAAAGAACGGAAUUAAACAUGAAAGUUGAUACGACAAUAUGUAGUAAUCAUUUUGAUACUGAUUGCUUCAUAAUGGUGUGGACAAAACCAAGAUUGAAAAAUGUACCAUCCAGAGAAAUGCAACGAUUAAAAAAAGAUUCUAUCCCAACAAAAAUGUUAAUAUUAGAAAAGAAGAAGAGAAUGCCAGAGAGUAAAAAAAAUAUGAAGAGGAAUAAAGAAAGAAAUGUACCAAUAAGGACUGGAGUACCAACAUACACAGAACUUAUUGGAUGUAUACAAGAGAAGAAUCGUUUGCAGUCGCAUAAAGAAAUUGUGCAAUAUGUGAAAGCAGAAACUGCAAAAAAUGUACAAAAUGUUAAUAUUGUAAAUAAUAUUAAAAAAGUUAAUUAUAUUAUAGAAAAAACUGUGCAACAUAAGGAUUUAGUAAAUAACACAACAAAUGUAGAGAUACUUGGAGAAGUUAAUAAUCAUGAUAUUUCAAUAAAAAAUGGAUCAAUGAAAACGUUAAUGCAAGUCCAAAAAUUACAAGAAGAAAAGGUAAAAGUGUUGAAAGAAAAAGAAAUAUUGGAACAGCAAAAUAAACAAUUGAAUAUGGAAGUAAAAAAGUUACAUUCAGGAAUAACACAGUUACAAACAGAAAUAAUCAAAAUGACAAUGGACAGGAAGAAGCAAAUCAACGCAAUACUCAUUGAAGUUUUAAGGAAAGUAUUUACACCGAGCCAAAUUGCAAAGUUAAUGUCAUCAACUAAUAGUCGCAUACGAUGGUCAUCCGAAGAUAUAAAAUCUGCAAUAUAUCUAAGAUCAUUAAGUCCUAAAGCUUACAAAUACUUAAGAAAUGUCAAGAAAAUUCCAUUACCGUCUGCAACUACUUUGCAAAAUUGGAUUGAAAACAAUAAUUUAAAAAAUGAAAUUAAGGAUGCAUCACAAUUGAAAGUAUUAUCAAAAACAUAAAAAUUUCAUAGAUUGUUCUAUUAU